This is a messenger RNA of Thalassophryne amazonica, 1362 nucleotides long. RefSeq names its product leucine zipper protein 2 (gene luzp2). The coding region runs from base 195 to 1250 and encodes 351 amino acids. Lineage: Eukaryota; Metazoa; Chordata; Actinopteri; Batrachoidiformes; Batrachoididae. The transcript has 12 exons. The record is from RefSeq and is a predicted model, not a curated record.
GUUAUUUAAAGCCGGAGAUCCUCCUCUCACUUGUCGAGCCCACUGUGUUGCGUCUGUCUGCCUCGUCGUUUGUGUGUCUUUGUGCGGCAGAGUGCGCUAAAAACGCAGGCAGGCAGUGGGAGAGCUGUAGAGCGCGGGGAGAAAGGCAAGGAGAACAGUAUCCGAAGCAGGAGAGGGGACUCACAAACACAGCUAUGAGGUUCAUCCGAGCCGUCUGUUUAUUGCUGCUCUGUCCGGCUUUGAGCCUCAACACCAGACAAAGCUACGAUGGGCUGGAAAAGAAACUGAAGGAAGUUUUCAGUGAAAGAAGCAGCAUCUUGCAUCAACUCUCCAAGACAUCAAAGGAGCUGGACAGUAUAAAAGGCAACCUGCAGUUGCUAAAAAAUGAUGACUCUGUGGCCAAGAAAGAUGUGCAGAGGAUCCUUGAGCUCAGCCACAAACAGAGAGAGGAGAUGAAGUCCCUCCAGGCAGCCUUGCAGAAGCAGCUGGAUGAGGCAAAUGAGAGAGCAGAGAAGCAGCAGGCCAUGAUCAAAUUUCUUAAAGUGGAGAUGGAGAAAAAAACGAAGAUCAUCAAGGAUUUACAACAAGAGAACAAGAGCUUGAAAAACAAACUGCUCUCAGGAAACAAACUUUGUGAUGCCUACGCAGAAGAGUCCAAAAAAAUCCAGGCUCAACUGAAAGAACUGCGGUACGGGAAAAAGGAUUUAAUUUUUAAGGGACAGCAGCUAAUGGACCUGGAGCACAAGUUAACUAUUGCCAAGGAAGAACUAGAGAAGACUGCACUCGACAAGGAGUCUCAGCUGAAGGCACUGAAGGACACGGUUCACAUCUGCUUCUCAGCUGUCCUGCACAACCAGCCCAGCAGCAGUCACAGAUUUCCCACCUCCCCCACCCAUUUGUUCAGAUACUCAUCGCUCAUCAAUAGCUCCAGGGUCACCUUUCAGCAGCCACAUAUCAAGGAUAUCGCCAAAGUUCAGAGAAUUGUCACAUCACCUAAAUCAGCUGUGAACACUGGCGUAAUGAGGAGAAAGAGCGAUGGAGUCAAAGAGUGCCAAAUGGAAAAGACCGGUGGUGACUGCUACCAGAAUCAGACAGAGGAAUCUGCUUCAGGAAGCAAAAAGCUGGUCGAGCUACACCAGCAACAGAGCCAAGCACAGAGUGGAAAACUUGACACAAAGCUCGCAGAUGACAGCGACAAAGCCAAGGGAGGCGGCAGCAGCAAAAAGACAAAGCUGCACACGUACAACUGAGCGGACGGCAUGCCAUCCAGAAUGCAGAACUUCUGCGUCGCCUGAAGGAUCUUUCUAAGAGCACACACACCGGCACACUCGCACAACAAACACGUGUGUGCCCCCCCCCCCC